Molecule: messenger RNA, 1584 nt
Organism: Lottia gigantea (owl limpet)
Lineage: Eukaryota; Metazoa; Mollusca; Gastropoda; Lottiidae
Exons: 3
Coding region: 1-1584 (527 amino acids)
Biological process (GO): potassium ion transmembrane transport; protein homooligomerization
Cellular component (GO): voltage-gated potassium channel complex; membrane
Molecular function (GO): protein binding; A-type (transient outward) potassium channel activity
Source: RefSeq, a predicted model, not a curated record
AUGGCGUCGGUUGCUGCCUGGUUGCCGUUUGCUAGGGCAUCGGCGAUUGGGUGGGUUCCCAUUGCACAACACCCCCUUCCCCCACCGAUGGUAAAGACCGAACACAGAAGGGGGGAUGAGAAACUGUUCUUCAAUGUCAGUGGACGGAAAUUUGAAACCUGGCGAACCACCUUGGAGAAAUAUCCGGAUACUUUACUGGGCUCGAACGAGAGAGAGUUCUUUUAUGAUGAAGAAAUUAAGGAAUACUUUUUUGAUCGAGAUCCUGAUAUAUUUCGCCAUAUUCUCAACUACUAUAGAACUGGAAAAUUACAUUACCCUAAACAUGAAUGUAUCAGUGCAUACGACGAGGAAUUGGCAUUUUUUGGUAUCAUGCCUGAUCUUAUUGGAGACUGUUGCUUUGAAGAUUAUAAAGAUAGAAAAAGAGAGAAUUGUGAACGAUUAAUGGACGAUAAAGACUCUGAAGCCGGGGACACUAACCCAGCCGGAAAUUUACGCGAAAAAAUGUGGAGGGCAUUCGAAAACCCACAUAUAGGUACAACUGCAUUAGUCUUCUAUUACGUGACUGGCUUCUUUAUUGCUAUUUCUGUCAUAGCCAAUGUUAUAGAAACUGUUCCCUGUGGGGUGUUACCAGGUACAAGAGUCAACCCACCCUGUGGUGUACGUUUUCACGUAGCCUUUUUCUGUUUAGAUACAGCCUGUGUCAUGAUCUUUACGGCUGAGUACCUCCUAAGAGCCUAUGCCGCUCCAGAUAGAUGUAAAUUCAUGAGAAGUGUCAUGUCUAUCAUUGAUGUGGUCGCCAUUCUACCUUAUUACAUAGGCCUCGUCAUUACAGACAAUGAUGACGUUAGUGGCGCAUUCGUCACUCUCCGAGUAUUUCGUGUGUUCCGUAUUUUCAAAUUUUCCCGUCAUUCGCAAGGAUUACGUAUUUUGGGUUACACACUCAAGAGUUGUGCUAGUGAGCUCGGCUUUUUGCUCUUUUCGCUAACAAUGGCUAUUAUCAUAUUUGCUACAGUUAUGUUUUAUGCAGAAAAGAACGUUACUAACACUAAAUUUACAAGUAUUCCUGCAGCUUUUUGGUAUACUAUAGUCACCAUGACAACGUUAGGUUAUGGUGAUAUUGUACCUAAAACAAUAACUGGUAAAAUAGUCGGUGGCGUAUGUUCAUUAAGUGGUGUAUUAGUUAUAGCUCUUCCUGUUCCUGUUAUUGUCUCCAAUUUUAGUCGAAUUUACCACCAAAAUCAACGAGCUGAUAAACGCAAAGCUCAAAAGAAAGCACGAUUAGCUCGUAUUCGCUGGGCGAAAAAUGCGAGUGGUGCUGCCUUCCUCAAUAGUAAAAAACGUGCCGAGGAAAUGCUGUUAGCUCAAGAACAAGGUGUUGAAUUAGACGAUACUUUUAAAGAACAAGACAUCUUUGAAAUGCAACACCAUCAUUUAUUAAGUUGCCUCGAGAAGACGACGGUGAGUAUUUCAGGUUUUCAAUUAUGCUAUAAUAUUAAUGUAAAUCAUAUCUAUAAUCGAGUCGUGCCAUUAAGUCGUAACGUUGAAUCAUGUCGGUAUCAGGCAUCAGUAACUGACUUUAAAUAG